Exophiala viscosa is the source of this 968-nucleotide messenger RNA. RefSeq lists its product as uncharacterized. Bases 1 to 540 code for a protein of 179 amino acids. The record is from RefSeq and is a predicted model, not a curated record. NCBI's taxonomy places the organism in Eukaryota, Fungi, Ascomycota, Eurotiomycetes, Chaetothyriales, Herpotrichiellaceae. The transcript has 2 exons.
AUGGCCACAAACCACUCAGAGAAGCACUCAUAUGUGUCUGCACCAGACGAAGGCACAUCACACACACAACAUGUCGGCGAAAAGGCUAUUCACCCUGAACCACCAAAACGACGUGAUUCCAAAUUUGGACAUGUCAUGGACUCACUUCGCCGUUCUUUCUCUACCGAACACAAACCCUCCCUUGACCGCAAAAGUAGCCAACAUGAAGCCCACCUGCGAAAAGUGCGUGAGCAAGACGAGGUUGAGCGGGCUCGCGCCGCUGAAGAGAUGGUGUGGGAAUCGGGCGAAACCAAAGAGUCAACGAGUCCGGCCGUCGAAGCCCGGAGGAACAGCUGGGGUUGGCCCGGCCUCGGCACAACCGAUGACGCUGCUGACGCAUGGGAUGAACCUGACAAAAGACUACGUGCCAGCAAGAAUGCUGGGAAAGCCACCCCGAUGGAGCUCAGAGCCGAAGCUGCAGCAUACGGAGCUUUUGGUAAUGCGGCCGAGAAUGAGAAUUAUGGCUGGCCAGGUCUGGGUGGUCUGCCAGGGCCUAAAUGAUCGACAACAUCAGGGGGUAUGAUAUGCCCAGACGAUUGAACGAAUCUGGAUCAGGUUAUGGGUAAUGGAGGUCACGAAUCAAAGCGGUGCAACAGUCACCUUCUGCAAAUCAUUGGCAUUGGCGAUGAGCAGAAUUAAGGCUAGUGAGGCCAUGUAUCUUACACUCAAGGCUGGAACGUGGACUUCGCAUGUUUUCCUCAACUACGAGUACGAGUAUCAGCGCAAACAAUGAUCUGUUGUUAUUGUCAGGACCCGUACUCCGACCGUGCUGAUUGCGAGCUGAAUAUCGAGCGGUGCUCGGUAAUGCUGCAAUAGACGGCGCGUGCAUGAGACCGUCGACUCGCAAUUACCAACGAAAGCACCUGCACGACGUUUCUGGAAUGGGCGCGUACAGACUUGUAAUGACGCAACGGCCAUUGAAGACUUCC